This is a messenger RNA of Metarhizium robertsii ARSEF 23, 1029 nucleotides long. RefSeq names its product thiamine biosynthesis protein NMT-1. The transcript is spliced from 4 exons. NCBI's taxonomy places the organism in Eukaryota, Fungi, Ascomycota, Sordariomycetes, Hypocreales, Clavicipitaceae. The coding region runs from base 1 to 1029 and encodes 342 amino acids. Gene Ontology annotation, biological process: thiamine biosynthetic process. The record is from RefSeq and is a predicted model, not a curated record.
AUGUCCACGGAUAAGAUCACCUUCCUUGCCAACUGGCACGCUACGCCUUACCACGCGCCUCUGUACCUUGCUCAGGCCAAGGGAUACUUCAAGGAUGAAGGCAUCAAGGUGGCCUUGCUGGAGCCCAACGACCCUAGUGACGUCACCGAAAUCAUUGGCACAGGCAAAGUCGACCUUGGCUUCAAGGCCAUGAUCCACACUCUGGCUGCCAAGGCUCGCAACUUCCCCGUGCUCUCCAUCGGAAGUCUUUUGGACGAACCCUUCACCGGUGUUGUCUACCUCAAGGACUCUGGCAUCACAACCGACUUCCGCUCUCUCAAGGGCAAGAGAAUCGGCUACGUCGGCGAGUUUGGCAAGAUCCAGAUCGAUGAGCUCACCUCGCACUACGGCCUCACUCCCGCCGACUACACCGCCGUUCGCUGCGGCAUGAACGUCUCCAAGGCCAUCAUCAACGGCGACAUUGACGCCGGAAUUGGCCUGGAGAACGUCCAGAUGGUCGAGCUGGAGGAGUGGCUUGCCAGCCAGGGCCGCGACAAGUCUGACGUCCAAAUGCUCCGCAUCGACGAGCUGGCCGAGCUCGGCUGCUGCUGCUUCUGCUCCAUCCUCUACAUUGGAAACGAAAAGUUCAUCUCUGAGAACCCGGAAAAGGUCCGCGCCUUCAUGCGAGCCGUCAAGAAGGCCACGGACUUUGUUCUCGCCGACCCCCACCAGGCCUGGAAGGAGUACGUCGACUUCAAGCCCGUCAUGAACUCCCAGCUCAACUGGAAGAUCUUUGAGCGCAGCUACGCCUACUUCUCCCAGGACCUGAAGAAUGUCGAGCGCGACUGGGACAAGGUCACCAAGUAUGGUCAGAGACUUGGCGUUCUGAGCCCCGACUUCAAGCCCAACUACACCAACGAAUUCCUCGGCUGGGGUCUCGAGCCCGACUCUGCCGACCCAACCGGCGACCAGAAGCGCAUGGUUGAACUCCAGCGCAAUGUUGCCUGCUGCGGCGGCUUCCACCGGCUUCCCCUGACUGCGAAGGCUUAA